Messenger RNA from Staurois parvus, 303 nucleotides. NCBI's taxonomy places the organism in Eukaryota, Metazoa, Chordata, Amphibia, Anura, Ranidae. The record is from the annotation of a GenBank genome assembly.
AUGGAUGGCAGAGUAGUUAGCGUGGUCAGACAGACCAGGUCAGCAACGUGCGGGGAGCGAGGUACCGAAGGAGCAGACAGAGAAUGGUCAGGGUCACAAGCUGGGUUCAGUAACUCACGGGCAGCGCGGUACAAAGGAUCAGGCAGAGAAUGGUCAGGGUCACAAGCCAGGGGUUCAACAGGAGACGGUCAGCAGAGGUCAGGAUCAAGCAGGGCAGAGGGACAGGAACACAGGAUACAAGGUACAGGGGCUCAUGGGAAAACAUACACCAAGGCCCUGAUCACAGGCCUGGUCAUGCCUUAA